UCUAUGUUAUAAAAAUAUACAAAUCAUCCAUCUUCAACAUUAUUUCAGAGCAUUAUUUUUCUUACAUUUAAAAUGGCAUCAUCUUCUGGCCAUUUUCAUUACCACAAAAGCCAUAAUGAUGAUGCUGAAUUUGAAUCUCUUUUUGACGAAUUAUUAGAAAUUCCCGAUGUCAUUCCCGAUCCGAAAAUAAGAAAAAAACGUGCUUUUAUCGAGAGACACCGGGAAGAAGGAGAUAUAAAGCUCUGGAAUGAUUAUUUUUCUGAGACUCCUACAUACCCUCACAAUAUAUUCCGGCGACGAUUUAGAAUGAGCAAGCCAUUGUUCAUGCGUAUUGUCCAUCGUCUCUCAACGGAAGUAGAGUAUUUUGCUCCAACACAAGAUGCAGUCGGAAGGUCAAGUCUAUCACCGCUCCAAAAAUGCACCGCAGCAAUUCGUCAGUUAGCAUAUGGUGGUGGGGCUGAUACGGUAGACGAAUAUGUCCGAUGUGGUGAAACAACAGCUCGAAAAUGCUUGCACCAGUUUACCGCCGGAAUUAUUCACUUGUUUGGCGAUGAAUUUCUAAGACGGCCUACACCGGAGGAUCUUGAGAGACUACUGCAUAUUGGAGAACAACGUGGAUUUCCCGGGAUGAUUGGAAGCAUCGACUGUAUGCAUUGGGAGUGGAAGAAUUGUCCUUCCUCUUGGAAAGGUACUAUGAAUGAUCUUAAUAUUCUUGAACGAUCACCUGUUUUUGAUGACAUAAUUUACGGAAGAUCUCCGCAAGUCGACUUCACUGUCAACGGAAGGGAGUAUAAUUUCGCCUACUAUCUCACCGAUGGUAUUUAUCCGGAAUGGGCGACAUUUAUUAAAUCUAUCCGACUACCACAAGAAGAAAAACAUAAAUUAUUUGCCAAAACCCAAGAAAGAAUUCGAAAAGAUGUUGAGCGUGCCUUUGGAGUCCUGCAAGCCCGAUUCGCCGUUAUUAAAAAUCCAUCCCAUUUAUGGGAUAAAAAAAAGAUAUCAAAUAUUAUGAGAGCAUGUAUAAUACUUCAUAAUAUGAUUGUCGAAGAUGAACGACGUACAGAGACUGAAGAUGAGACGUUCCAAGGUCAAGAUACUUCUUUUUGCGUCAAGAUCCCUACUGAGCUUUUCACUCCAGGUGAUCGUCGAGAAAGAAUUAAGGCAAGCCCAGUCCAUAAACAAUUAAAACUUGAUCUGAUCGAACAUAUAUGGAAUCAAUUUGGUGUUUAAAUUUCUAUGAAUUAAAUAAAUGUAUUUUUAUUCAAAUUUGUAAUGUUUUCGAGUUUGUAAUUUUCUUUUCAACUUUGUAAUAUUUUUUUCCUAAGACCACAUUUUCAUUAGUUAUCUAUUUUAAUGUUA
This is a messenger RNA of Raphanus sativus (radish), 1359 nucleotides long. RefSeq lists its product as uncharacterized. The transcript is spliced from 2 exons. The record is from RefSeq and is a predicted model, not a curated record. Lineage: Eukaryota; Viridiplantae; Streptophyta; Magnoliopsida; Brassicales; Brassicaceae. Bases 73 to 1230 code for a protein of 385 amino acids.